GCCCCUCUGCUUUCAUGUGAAUAAACCAGACUCCUCCUCCAGCACCAAGAGGUUGAGCUGCAAACUUGCACCGUGCUGCGUUCACGAGCACCUGGCCACAGGAGUAGCUUCCGCCCAUGGUUCCGCCGUACUCGGGUUGACUUCCCUUACUGUUGUGAGCAUUACUGUGUAUAUUGAAGCACAACAUUGACCCGGCUGAGAUGGACCGAUGGAGGGGCAGAGUGGCUCUGGUGACCGGGGCCUCGGUGGGGAUUGGUGCCGCCAUUGCGAAGGAGCUGGUCCGGCACGGUAUGAAGGUGGUGGGCUGUGCCAGAGACGUGGAAAAAAUUCAGAAACUGGCAGCUGAGUGUCAAAGUGCGGGACACAGCGGUGUUUUGGUGCCUUAUAAAUGUGACCUGAGCAAAGAAGAAGAGAUCCUGUCCAUGUUCUCUGUCAUCAAAGCUCAGCACAAAGGUGUGGACGUGUGCAUCAACAACGCUGGUUUGGCUAAUCCAGAGCCUCUGCUAAACGGCAAAACAAGCGGAUGGAAGAACAUGCUGGAUGUGAAUAUUCUUGCGUUGUGCAUUUGCACACGUGAAGCGUAUCAGUCAAUGAAAGAAAGAAAUGUUGAUGAUGGGCACAUCAUACACAUUAACAGCAUGAGUGGACAUCGUGUUGUUCCAAUACCUGACACACAUUUCUACAGCUCCACCAAGUUUUCUGUGACGGCCCUGACGGAGGGUUUGAGACAGGAGCUGCGUGAGGCAAACACCCACAUCAGAGCCACGAGUAUUUCUCCUGGUUUGGUAGAGACAGAAUUUUCUCAGCGACUCUACCGUGACAAACCUGAAAAAGCUGCUGCAUUGCCAUUAUAUAAAGUGAAGCCUUUGGAUGCCAUAGAUGUUGCAAAUUCAGUCACAUAUGUCCUGAGUGCUCCUCCACAUGUGCAGAUUGGAGACAUACAGAUGCGACCAGUGGAGCAGACAUCAUAGAAUUGCACCAUGUCAAGGUCGACAAACUCUUCAACUGAUGGAUUUUCUACGUCUGUAAACCUGAAUACUGAUUUUGACAUUUGAACUUUAAUUUUCCACAAAAAAAUAAAACUACUGAUUUGAGUAAGAA
This is a messenger RNA of Notolabrus celidotus (New Zealand spotty), 1101 nucleotides long. RefSeq names its product dehydrogenase/reductase SDR family member 11-like. The transcript has 7 exons. Lineage: Eukaryota; Metazoa; Chordata; Actinopteri; Labriformes; Labridae. The coding region runs from base 201 to 971 and encodes 256 amino acids. Gene Ontology annotation, molecular function: oxidoreductase activity. The record is from RefSeq and is a predicted model, not a curated record.